Parasteatoda tepidariorum (common house spider) is the source of this 2880-nucleotide messenger RNA. RefSeq names its product endothelin-converting enzyme 2. Gene Ontology annotation, molecular function: metalloendopeptidase activity. Gene Ontology annotation, cellular component: plasma membrane. Gene Ontology annotation, biological process: protein processing. The record is from RefSeq and is a predicted model, not a curated record. Lineage: Eukaryota; Metazoa; Arthropoda; Arachnida; Araneae; Theridiidae.
ACCCUCAACCACGCAGUCAUUCGGGUGAAGCUUCAACUGGCUUUUACAUCCCAUUUCCUUAGUGAGAGAAAAAAAGUUCUACGGAAUCGAAGCGACCUGUUGCAUGUGGAUAGCGUGACGCUGAAUUUACGACGCCGCGAAAUAAAACCUCUCCGAAUGUGAAAGCGUCACAUUUUGCUACAAUUUCACUCAAUAUGGAUUUCACCAAAUCAUUUGCGAUAUUACCUGUGUAACUUCACAUUUAUUAACCCGAUUUCACCAUAAAAGGAUUUUACUCGCAAUUAUUUCCGCCAGUGCUGUCCUUGACGAUUAUCGUCUGUGAUCGAACGUUUUUUUCUUGUUGAAAAUGCAUAACAGUAAAGGGGGUGGCGACGAAGAGAAAACAGAACCCAAAGAAAACGACAAGUGGAUGGAAAACAACGACCAUGAAAAGGACUCGGAGAUGGCCCCCAAAUCUUCGAGACUCGACGAGUUAAGGGGUCGAGCCAAACAAUUUGCUUCGAAUAAGCACCAUGUUAUUGUUCUUCUGUUGUGUAUAUUCUUAUUCAUAUUAUUUCUAAUUGUGAUAAUUUUAGCUGUCCAAUUGGGCACUUAUAAGUGUCCAGUGAGUAAUGAGUGUCGGACUCCCGAGUGCCUGCGUACCGCUUCCGCCGUGGUCGCCAGGUCAGAACCUAGUUUUGACCCGUGUGACGAUUUUUGGUCUUUCAGCUGCCAUGGCUGGGUCACGAAGACCCCUUUGCCAAAAAAUAAGGGUACUUAUUCUAUUACUGAUCAGUUGAAGGAAAAAGUUUACAGCCGCAUUCGACACCUCAUUGAUUUAGUGCCUUAUGACUCCGACCCAACAAGUGCCCAAUUCAAGGUAAAAACAUUCUAUGCCUCCUGUAGGGAUUUAAAAGAAAUCGAAGUGUGGGUACCUGAGAAGAUUAAGCAGACGAUUCAUGAUAUUGGGGGUUGGGCGCUCAUUAAGGAUUCGCCAGGGGGUCACUGGAAGCGGAAUGAUGUGUUGAAAAAAUUGCAAGUGGUGUAUGGUGUGUCUGCAUUUUUUAAAGUUCUGGUUGAAGCUGAUGAUACAGACCCUACAAGGAAUAUUAUUAAGCUUGUUCCAGCUGGUCUGGGCUUACCGAGUCCCCGAUAUUAUGAAACUUAUGAUGAACCGUAUGUUAAAGCUUAUCAACUCUUUAUCAAAAACAUUGUUCAUGCUAUGGAUGUUGAACUAUACAAAGCCACCAAAUUUGCAGAGCAAGUUUUUAGCUAUGAAAAACGCAUUGCUGAAAUUACCCCAAGACCUGACACAUUACGGAAUACUAAGGAUUUAUAUUCUAUUCUUACUGUUCAAGAGCUUGAUCGAUUGUCUUCUAGUAUUUCUUGGACAGAUAUAUUGCAGAGUUAUUUUCCUGAUGUUGUUACAGCUGACACAAAAAUUGCAGUAUUAUCAGAAAAGUAUUUUAAAGAUAUCUCUGAGAUUAUAUCCUCCACUGAUUCAAGUGUUCUAAAUAACUAUUAUAUGUGGAGAUUUAUGCAUACAUUUGCUCCUCAUUCAUCUACUAAAUUCAGGCUUGUUGUAAAUAGCUUUAAACAAGAUUUUGAAGGUAUUACUGAUACAUAUUCAAGUUUUGAAGAUAACUGGGAAUAUUGUAUUGAUGUCACCAGUCAGUAUUUAGGUCAUGCUGUUGGCGCAUUGUAUGUUCAGCGUUAUUUCCCCUCAAGUGUUCAUGACAAGAUUCAUGUUUAUUUACAUAAAUUGAUUGGUGCCCUUAAUUCAGUUGGAGGAAGUCUUCCAUGGCUUAGUGGUGACAAUGCUCAUGAGUCUGCUGAAUCAAAGAUUCGUUCACUUGCUGUAUUAUCCGGUCAUCCAGGAUUUGCCCGAAAUAGAAGUUUAGACUCAUAUUAUCAAGAGCUGCAAGUUCAGGCUGAUUACUUCCAAAACAUAAAAAAUGGUGUUUAUUUCUUACAUAUCAAACAACAAGACAUGUUGAGGAACAAAGCAAUUACAGACUACAGUUGGACAAUUUAUCCACAUGAUGUAUCUGUUGAUUACAAAUACGUUGGAAACCAACUAGUUGUACCUGCUGGUCUUUUUGAUGAACCAUUGUUUGAUGUUGAAUCCCCAUUAGCUGUAAAAUAUGGCAUCCUAGCUGCUCAUGUUGCUAAUAAAUUAGCAGGUGCUUUUGAUGAUAAAGGUAUCAAUUACAAUAUGUAUGGUGUGCUGGAGCCUUGGAUUGGAAAUAAUUCUCUACACUCUUUUAAAAUGAAGGAAGGUUGUGUAAAAAAAUCUGUCUCAAAUUAUUCUUUACAAGGAGUUCCAGUAGAUUCUGAUUUAACAAUUGGGUCCCUGAUUGCUGACAUUGGAGGCGUCAAAAUUGCUUAUGAGGCUUAUAAAAGACAUGCCCAAGAAGAAUCUAGUGAACGUGUAUUGCCUGGAAUGAACGUAAACAACAAUCAGCUGUUUUUCAUGUCAUAUGCUCAGUCCUUGUGCCAAAUAAUUAAUCCCAAGAAAUUAAUGUCAUCAAAGGAUUCAAGCACUCACCUUCCUGAAGAACUGAGGGUGUUAGCCACUUUGCAACAGAUGCCAGAGUUUGCAAAUGCAUUUUCAUGUUCCGGAGGUAGUGUGAUGAACUCUCAAAAGUUCUGUCGCAUGUGGUGAAAAGUUUUAAAGAGGGACUGCAUCCGUUUCAUAAACGAGAUUUCUAUGUAUUAUGUUGAAAACAUCUUUAUAUAAAAUGACAUUUUUUUUUUUGUAUGAAUUUGUCAGUAAAUUAUUUUUGUAGAUUGCAUUUGAAUCAUUGUCACAUUAAAUUUGCAUGUGUAGUUUUUUUUUGUCUUAUAUAAUUUGCUUGUAAAAAAUUGGGACAAUCAUUGAUUAAAAGUAUUCAUUUUUUA